Messenger RNA from Penicillium malachiteum, 1311 nucleotides. Its product is annotated as adaptin-binding domain-containing protein. The record is from RefSeq and is a predicted model, not a curated record. Gene Ontology annotation, biological process: vesicle-mediated transport. Bases 1 to 1311 code for a protein of 436 amino acids. Lineage: Eukaryota; Fungi; Ascomycota; Eurotiomycetes; Eurotiales; Aspergillaceae. Gene Ontology annotation, molecular function: protein-macromolecule adaptor activity. The transcript is spliced from 2 exons.
AUGGCCUCGACGGCCCCCGAAACCUCAAAACUACAAGCAAAACAAAUCACCAACCCUCGCCGCCUCCUCAUCCUCUCCCCACCCACGCAAUCGCUUUCAAUAAUCCCACCUCUACUAGACUCUUUAACCGGAGUCCCAGUUCUCAAUCCUCCACAGAAAGAUGAACCCGACGUCUCAAACUCAUCGACCCCACCACAGAGCACAGACACCGAGACCGAUCAUGAUACCCCUCACACCCCGCCAUCCACCUCGUUCGCAGGAUACACAACACACAGUCCGUUACGACUAGACACGAAGUACUAUUCCGUGGAGAUCCCAGUAUGGGUAGAUGAGGUUCCACUUCCAAUCAACUUGACAACGGACUCCGAGAAAGAAAGCACUACCCAAUGGCGCACCGAGUUUCUCAGCGAUGAAGCUGAAAUCGUCCGAGACGCGGUCGGUGCAUUAGUAGUUGCUGUCCAGAACCCGAGGGAGGGAGAUCCAAGUCCUGGAGCAACACCUGAGAGCAGAGCAGACGUGCGCGCAUUACGUGGUUUGAUGCGGGAUAUCGGUGCUGUGAAAGAAAGGAUCGAUGAAGAGCGGGGUGGGAUGGGUGAUGUUCCUGGAGUGUUUAUCUUGGUUGGAGCUACUAAGAGUGCGCCACCAGAUUCUACAUCUUCAUCUACAAAUGCAGCGGGUCAUGGCGAUCCCGAUGAAUUGGCAUUGGGGGAUGAGGAUGGAUUGGAGGGGAUAGAGGAUUUGCCUCUUUCUGCUGGGUGGUGGGAGGAUCAGUUAUUCGAUUGUGGGUUAGUUGGAUGGGAGGUUGUGGAAUGGGAUCCGAAGAUGCAGGGAGCUGAGAAGACGAAGAAUAAAUUUGGAGAAUAUGAGGGCAUGCCGCGCAUCAAAGAAGUCCUUGAAACACAUGACUGGACCGCAUCAGGAGGCUCCAACAAUCUAGAUGGAGAUCAGGACUUGGAAUUUGAAUUUGAGGAUGAUGAUAUGGAAAGCGAGCUGCUCGGAUAUAGUAGAUCUGCACAGACCCGAGGCUUCGGACAUGAAGUCCAAGAACUGGAGCGCGAAAUGCUUGGUCUACGCAUGGCGAUCGAACGAGGUGGAGAUGAUGAAGAUGGCUUGGAUGAUGGAGAAGAGAUCAAAGUCGAAUCCAUGGAAGCUUUGAUGAUGCGCGUUCAGGGUAUACGAGGUACGUUCCGGUAUUCAUCCACUACAGAGCAUAUCUUGCUGACUUACCCAGAUAUGGGCGCCGAUCUUCCAGAGAGUGAACGGAAGAAAUUUGCUGCCAAGGCUGUCAACGAUCUGAUGCGAGAGCUGUAG